Synchiropus splendidus (mandarinfish) is the source of this 4496-nucleotide messenger RNA. It is a transcript of the gene cacna2d3, whose product is annotated as calcium channel, voltage dependent, alpha2/delta subunit 3. Gene Ontology annotation, cellular component: voltage-gated calcium channel complex. The record is from RefSeq and is a predicted model, not a curated record. Gene Ontology annotation, molecular function: voltage-gated calcium channel activity. NCBI's taxonomy places the organism in Eukaryota, Metazoa, Chordata, Actinopteri, Syngnathiformes, Callionymidae. The transcript is spliced from 40 exons. The coding region runs from base 205 to 3672 and encodes 1155 amino acids.
CAAAUCUGCGCAACAACCGCUGGUGAGAACUAAAGUGCAGACUCAGCGAUAUAUCUGCUCCAACUUCUCCUCCAGUGAGCCGAGCGCCAUGAGCGGAAAGCGCCGAUAAAUCGGACUCUGACUCACUGACCAGACGCGGUGUGGUUCGGCAGCGGCGGCAGGUUCACUCGCGACCCGCGGGGUUCGGGAUUAACUGGGUCGAGGAUGCAGAUGUUCUGGAGGCUCCCGGUCAGCAACAGCCUCCUGCUGUGGAUCGUGGUCUGCCUGCAUGUGGUGGGAGCUCAGCAAGGGAUUCCUCUGUCAGUAGUGAAGCUGUGGGCUUCUGCGUUUGGGGGAGAGAUUAAAUCCAUCUCUGCCAAAUAUUCAGGAUCACAGCUACUGCAAAAGGAGCUUUGGGCCAUCACUGCACCACGUCCAGGGACCAACGUCAGUUCAGAGGCCACUGCCUCCGUGAAAAUCACCAGCAGGAUUACUUCCAAAAUCUCUCCGUCUUGUCCCGGUGAAUGGGGGGAAAUUGGACCCAGGGGGCCUCGCAGAUAUGGGGAAAGCAUUCAAACGGCGUUCAAACGGAGGCUGCAGGCCCCAAACCUGGGGCAGCCUUGCCCAGAGAAGUACAAAGGCUUGGAAAAAUCCGUGAAAGUGGAGGAGAUUGAUGGUGUGAAACUGGUGAAAGAACUGGCGGUGAAGAUGGAGGAAAUGUUUCGGAAAAAAGCAGAGGCGACCAGGCGACUGGUGGAGGCUGCAGAAGAAGCGCACCACCAGCACGAAGAAAACCCAGACCUCCAGUAUGAGUAUUUCAACGCUGUGCUGAUCAAUGAAGUGGAUGAAGAGGGCAACAAUGUGGAACUCGGAGGAGAGUUCAUUCUGGAGCCCAACGACCACUUCAACAACCUGUCUGUCAACCUCAGCCUCAGUGUGGUGCAGGUGCCCACCAACAUGUACAACAAAGAUCCAGACAUAGUGAACGGAGUGUACUGGUCCGAGGCCCUGAACAAAGUGUUUGUGGACAACUUUGAAAGAGAUCCAACUCUGAUCUGGCAGUAUUUCGGAAGUGCUAAGGGCUUCUUCAGACAGUACCCCGGUGUCAAGUGGCAUCCAGAUGAACAUGGUGUCAUUGGAUUUGAUUGCAGGAACAGGAAGUGGUACAUCCAAGCGGCAACAUCGCCAAAAGAUGUUGUCAUCCUGGUGGACGUGAGUGGGAGCAUGAAGGGGCUGAGAUUGACUAUUGCCAGACAAACUGUCUCCUCCAUACUGGACACACUUGGAGACGAUGAUUUCUUCAACAUCAUCGCUUACAAUCAGGAGAUUCAUUACGUGGAGCCGUGUUUGAAUGGAACUCUGGUGCGGGCGGACAGAGCCAAUAAAGAUCAUUUCAGGGAACAUUUGGACAAGCUCUUCGCUAAAGGGAUUGGGCUGCUGGGUGAAGCGCUGACAGAAGCUUUCACUAUCUUAAAUGAUUUCAAUCAAACCGGCAACGGCAGCGUGUGCAGUCAGGCCAUCAUGCUGGUGACAGACGGGGCAACGGAAAUGUAUGACCAUGUUUUUGAGAAGUACAACUGGCCUGAGAGAAAGGUGCGGAUAUUCCCAUACCUGAUUGGACGAGAGUCUGCGUUUGCUGAUAACCUCAAAUGGAUGGCCUGUGCCAACAAAGGGUACUUCAGCCAGAUCUCCACAUUAGCUGAUGUCCAAGAGAAUGUGAUGCGCUACCUUCACGUCAUGAGCCGCCCCAAAGUGAUCGACCACGAACACGACACAGUGUGGACGGAAGCUUACGUUGACAGUGCACUUUCCCAGGCUCAUAAGUUGAACGACAAAGCUGGACCGAGUCUGACCACCACUGUCGCCAUGCCAGUCUUCAGUACAAAGAACGAAACUAAGAAUCAGGGUAUUCUGUUGGGGGUCGUUGGAACAGACAUCCCACUGCAGGAGUUGAUGAAGCUUAUUCCCAAACAUAUGUUGGGGAUCCACGGCUACGCGUUUGCUGUCACUAACAACGGCUACAUCCUGACACAUCCUGACCUCCGACCUCUGUACCAGGAGGGUCAGAAGAGGAGAAAGCCCAACUACAGCAGUGUGGAUCUCUCUGAGGUGGAGUGGGAGGACAAAGACGACAUUCUUCGUAACGCAAUGGUCAACAGGAGGACGGGAACUUUUUCCAUGGAGGUGAAGAAGACAGUCGACAAAGGGAGAAGAGUGUUGAAGAUGCACAACGACUACUACUACACCGACAUUAAAGGAACGCCCUUCAGUGUUGGUGUAGCGCUCUCUAGAGGUCAUGGCAAGUACUUCUUUAGGGGGAACGUGUCAGUGGAAGCAGGACUCCGUGAUCUGGAACAGCCAGAUGUCGCCCUGGCAGAUGAAUGGACUUACUGCAACACGGAGGAGCAGCACGAGCACCGACACCUGACCCAGAUUCAAGCCAUUAAGCUCUUCAUGACGGGCCGCAGAUCACACCUCAAAUGUGACAGAGAGCUGAUCAAGGAGGUCUUAUUUGAUGCGGUGGUCACUGCGCCUCUGGAGGCCUACUGGACUGGACUGGCUCUCAACAAGUCUGAGAACUCCGACAAAGGAGUGGAGAUCGCCUUCCUGGGAACGCGCACCGGCCUGUCAAGAACGAACCUGUUUGUGCCUGCGGAUCAGCUCUCUAAUCAAGACUUCCUGACAGCCGAGGACAAGGAGGGAGUGUUUAAUGCUGAUCACUUCCCUCUGUGGUACAAGAGAGCGGCUGAGCAGGUCCCCGGAACCUUUGUCUACUCCAUCCCCUUCAGCACAGCGUUAGAAAACAAGAGCGUGGUGUUGGCCAGCACUGCAAUUCAGCUUCUUGACGACCGAAAAUCUCCAAUCGUAGCGUCUGUCGGCAUCCAGAUGAAACUGGAGUUCUUUCAGAGGAAGUUCUGGACGGCCUGUAGACAGUGCACCGCUCUGGACGGAAAAUGUAGCAUAAGCUGCGAUAACAAGGACGUCAACUGCUAUUUGAUUGACAACAACGGCUUCAUCCUGGUCACGGAGGAACACUCUCAGACAGGACUCUUCUUCGGGGAGGUGGAAGGAGCUGUGAUGAGCAAACUUCUGCAGAUGGGAUCCUUCAAAAGGAUCACGCUGUACGACUACCAGGCCCUGUGCCGAGAGUACGCCGGGAGCAGCGACAGCGCUGGAACUCUGUCCCACCCCUUCUCUGUUGUGAAGUGGCUCCUGACUGAGCUGGUGAUAUUUCUGUUGGAGUUUAACUUGUACAGCUGGUGGAACGUGGAGAUGACGGCGAAAGCCCAAAGGCCACGGGGUAAAACCAUGAUGGUGCCGUGCGACACCGAGUACCCCGCCUUCGUGUCCGAGCGCACCAUCAAAGAGACCACGGGCAACAUUGACUGCGGAGGGUGUUUCCGGUCUUUUGUCAUCCAGCAGAUUCCCAGCAGCAACCUCUUCAUGGUUGUCGUGGACAACAAGUGCGACUGCAGCAGCAUUCCUCCGGUGACCAUGGAUCCUAUCGAGAUCAUGUACAACGAAUCCCUGAAAUGUGACCGACUGAAGUUCCAGAAAGACCGAAAGAAGCCUGAGUCCUGUCACCCCUUUCACCCGGAGGAAAACGCGAUGGAGUGUGGCUCGGCGAGCGGCCUGAGCAGCCGCCUGACAGCAGCCCUGCUCCCUCUGGUCACACUGACCGUCAGCAGGUGACCAUCAGCUGGAGGCUCAGAAACAUGAUGUAAUAAUCCUAGAAGAAUUCCCCAAACUUCUGCAACAGACAUCGCUCUGCUGAGAAUAAAUAAUCCGUGUAGCUCCCAGCCUCAAUCCCAUUUAAAUAGCAAAUGUAAAUGAAAACAACUAAAAAAAACGGUGUGAGAAUAAAAGAGGAGGCCGUGGUGGACGCCUGCAGAAGUGCACUUUUAUUACGGGAAGACAGAACAGACUGUACCUGGUCUAGGAAGGGAACUGCUGAUUCAUGCAGCUGUUGUUGUGGCUUCAUGUCCUUUUUUGGUUUCGGUACCAGUUUACAAUGAGUCUUCCUUUAUUCAGAGCUGGACAGUGAAGUGUCAAAUACUCUGGUUCCAAACAUAUCUGGUGACUUAUCUAUGAUCUUAAAAGUCUUAAUCUUCUAAUAUUAUAUUGUAUUAUAUUACACUGUUGCUGCUGCUGCUUUUGGGAUUUUAACUUUUUGUCCUCAUAAAAUUAUUUUUUUCUUUUAGAUUUCUCAACCGAUAUAUAUUUUCCAUGUUUUUGGCAGCACUGUCAUUCAUCAAGUCUCUGUAAAUGUAGACCGGUUGUGAACAAAGUACCAGAGUUUCAGUUCCAACCUGUGACGUGUCUUUCUCAUGACAAUGUACUGUAAAGAAGCCGAGAGGCAAAAACAACUGGAACGAACUUCGUCCUGUCCGAAGGCCUGGUUCAGUUCCGAUGCAUGAAGAUGAAGAUUUCACUGUGUGUGUAGGGAAUGUUGCACUUGUUCGUCUGUUCCAUCCUGUGUCCUGACCACCACGUGUGUCAAACAGCUGCUGAAUAAA